UCCAUCGCGAUGGGCAUAGCGCUCGGGUACUUUGUACGCGCUGUUUACCGUGGUUUCAAAUUUUGUUGCGGAGCGCGACGAGCACCGGUCAGAAGAGAGUCAAACUCGCGCGGCAGCGCUGGCGCCGCGUACGUUUACACGAAUUUGGAUUCGGUUGUCGCGGAAGGCGAGGGAGCCGCAGGUGAAGAUGCACAGAAGCAAGACGGCAAACGCCCUUCGGGUCCGCCCGUCACAAAGGACGUCCUCCCUCUAGACGCUGCUUCCGCAUCUUUUGAAGACAGUGUAGCUGCGGAAGCCGACCUUCUGCGGGAUAUUGCAGCUUCUCGGCCCAUACGGUCGACCGGUUUUGGUUCCCUUUAUCGCCGCAUCACGGGCCGCCUGAGUCAAAAUCCGGACCGCGCGGCCGAGGGUCCGUUGGAUGCGGACUCGCCAGUGCGCGGACUUGGGAGAAAAAAAGAAGAUGGGGCCGAACCUCCAGACAUAGCUGGCAGUGCGCCUCAGUUGGUGGACAGUGCUCGAACAGAAUCCGAUAAGCAAUUAAUGGAUUCUCGAAAGCGCGCAGAUCGGGCGAUAAAUAUUGAUGCUGAGGAUGAGAUGGUAGAGGUAGUCCCUUCUUAAGUAGCUUUUCGUACACGCUUGGCUAGUCAUGUACUUCCCGGCCUCUCUUACGUAUUGAACCUUGCGUUGAAUUCCGUCAGCGACUCUCCAACUUUUAAACGAACGUGCUACUUCACUCGCAGCAUGUGGCACGCUUAACCUUAAAGGAUGAAACUUGUGUCACUUAAGGGACAGGCGGCGAGGCACUUAAUUGCCUCGCUGGUUGCUCUCUUGUCACCGCACUUGCAGACCUGGCCCGCCGUAGAUAAAAGGUGAUCGCGGGUUCAGUACAUGCGCACUCUUGUCUCGGUGCCAGCACGCUAUAUAUUGGCUUCCUGAGUGAAACGGGCGCCUGUAUGUCUUCCUUUUUAACAUCCAUCACUCAGGACAUGGGCGCGCUGCGGGAAUCCGCUGUUCCCCGCAGCAGUUCUGCCGACUAUCGAGCAAACUCUCGCUUAAGCAGCAAGGCGCUCGCCAGUAGCGCCUCGGCGCGUACGCUCCUGCAGCACAUAGCAAUUACAGCAAAGGCAAUUACAGUCUUGGCAGUAGUGUUGUCGCUGUUUUGGGUUGCAGAGCAAGUUGCGGAAACGACAAACCAUGCAGUGCGCCUCGAGCCGCUCUUAGUCAGCUCAUUUUUGGCAUGUCUCGUUGGUCACGACCCGGACAUUCGCGAGGAGUUAUCAGAAAUCAUCACAACAUUUACGCCUCACGUUUUCUUGCCGUUUUUUACGAUCACUGGAGCGAGCUUGAGACUCCGGGUUCUAUUCUCGUUGGCGGACACCGCGCUGUUGAUCUUUGUGUUGCGCUUUGCUGCGGUGAUGGCCGGGUGCUACGUGGCUAGCGUUUUUUUAGCUCGCGGAAGAAGAUCACAAAAUAAUAGCGAUCGCGGCUCAAGAAGAACAGAAAACGAGGAGAGUGAUGCAACGACGGAAACGCAGAGGGAAGUCAUCGAAACCGGUCAGCCGUCAGAUCAUGUUGAGAACUUUCUCGCUAAAAAUGUUUAUGCCAUGCGCCACACCAUGGGCUUGACCAUGCUUUCACAAGCGGGGGUUGCUUUGGGUUUGGCCCUCGAGACUGUAGCACUGUUUUCCGACUGGGGCCAAGACGUUGCUGACGUGGUUAUCGCGGUCGUUUGCUUGAGCCAGUUAAUUGGGCCAGCCUUCGCGGUUCUGGGUUUGCAGCAAAUCACAACGGAUGUGUAACUAAGACUUCUUUUUCUAGCAUCAUCUGCUUCUGCACUUGGUCCUACCAUAACUUCUAUGCGAUAAUGUCUCUUAGGUGGUUACGUUCGACUGCGACACCAGGGACACAGACAGGGCUUCUACAUCACUUGGCUAGACUGAACAGACGACCUUUUUUGUUACUUUUACUAACUUGUUCGUUGAGUCAGUGUGAUCAUUAAUGAAUAAACGCUAGAGGAAAACUACUCGCUUUAGUUUUUUGCAACGAGGCUUCGUAACUUCAUUCACAGAUAAACAACGUUCAGAACGGGAUUCUUCAUCAGAGUAUUUCUUGUUCUUCGUUUUUACUAGCCACGAUUGCUCGAUCAGCGCAUUGCAUGCGCCACAGUUCAGCAAGUUUGUAGGCGCCUAUCCCUGUGGCCGCGCAAUGCGCCGCGCUGUUGGCUGCAAAGAAGACUAUGGGUAUGAAGUUAAGCGGCUUCCUCCUCGUGGAAGCACGCGCGCUACCAAG
Molecule: messenger RNA, 2289 nt
Organism: Amoebophrya sp. A25
Lineage: Eukaryota; Dinophyceae; Syndiniales; Amoebophryaceae
Source: the annotation of a GenBank genome assembly